AUGGAAAUAAUGGAAAUUGUAGAAGAAAAUAUUGAUAACCAAUUAGUAGAAGAAGAAAAAGAUAAAAAAAUUUGUCUAUUUAAAAAUUUAGUAAAAAUAUAUAAGCAUACAGAAUUGGAGUUAAUUGAAUGUGAAAUUAGUGAAAAUCAAAAAAUACGUAAAGCAAUAGAACCAAAAGAUAUUCAAAAAAUCAAUAUUUUAGUUAAUUAUUAUUUGGAACUAAAGGAUACUCUUGGAUCUUUAGAUAAAUAUAUUAUAUGUCAAAAACAUUAUAAUCAAGUUAUUAGAAAUGAUAAUUUUAUUGAAAGGUUACAAAAAAAUUUAAAAUUUUCAAAAUAUAAACAACAAAUUAAAAAAUUAGAAGUUAAAAAUAAUGAAUUAAUUGCUAAAAAUAAUGAAUUAAUAGUUGAAAAUAAUCAAUUAAAAAAAUAA
Molecule: messenger RNA, 432 nt
Organism: Racocetra fulgida
Lineage: Eukaryota; Fungi; Glomeromycota; Glomeromycetes; Diversisporales; Gigasporaceae
Source: the annotation of a GenBank genome assembly